GAAAUUAAAGUAGCGGUAAGCACAAUGGUCAUUGGUGCACAAUGAUCUUCAGUUCAGUGUUUUUAGCCCUUGUGGCUUUCGGAGCCGCUGUUCCAAUAACAACAAAUCAGCAAGCCGCUGAUCAAACCUUAUUACAAAGACAAAAUGAAGUAAUUCAACUGCUGGAGAAUAUUGUUGGCGAAAUCCCCAAUGAACACUUAUCCACAAUCGGCCACACUUAUGACAUUGAGGGAAAUCUUCAGUCAUAUGAAAAUCCAAAUUUAGUCAAAUACCUUGCAACAGCUGUGAGGACAAAUAAUGUCCAGCCAAAGGGAACCGUUUUCUCAACAACUGUCAACGAACUUCGUCAAGAAGCCGUUCUCCUCACAAGAAUCCUCCUUGGUGCUCGUGACUGGAAGACUUUCAUCAACACCGCCGCCUGGGCUCGUGUUCACUUGAACGAACCUCAAUUCCUCUCAGCUUUCGUAGCAGCUAUUGUUCAGCGUCAAGAUACACAAGGUAUCAUUCUACCACCUGUGUAUGAAAUUCUCCCUCAAAAUUUCUUCGACUCUCGAGUAAUUCAAGAAGUACAAAAUAUCAAGUCCAGAGGAAUUAAACAAGUAGAUGGUAAGACGAUCAUCAUACCGAUCAACUACACCUCCCACUUGCCCACUGGUGAACACCGCAUUGCCUAUUUCACUGAGGACAUCGGUCUCAACUACUACUACACUUUCCUCCAACUUAUCGGAUCUUUGGUUCAAGAACAAACUCAGAAAGAAACCACCGGUACCCAACAACCAACUGGCCAUGGAGCACAAUGGCUCUACCUUCAACAACAACUCGUAGCCCGCUACAAUCUCGAACGUCACGGAAACAAUCUUGGCCCCAUUCCAGAAUUAGACCUCAAAAAUGUCAACAUUCCAUUCAAACCCCAUUUGAGCUACCUGAAUGGUCUUGAAAUGCCCGGUCGUACCGAGGGACCAAUCAAUGUCGCCGCAAUUCGUCCAGAAUUAUACCGCCUGAUUCGCACUCUAGAACAAAGAUUAUUAUCCGCAAUCGACUCCGGACGUGUCAUCACACCCAGCGGUGCACUCCUCUCCCUCUACCAACCACAAGGUUUGAACAUCCUAGGAAAUCUCAUCGAAGGCUCUGGAAGAAGCGUCAACCCCAGAUACUACGGAAGUCUCCUCCAAGCAUCAAAGGUUCUCCUCUCCGGAACUCCCGAGUUUGACAACAUUUGGGAAUACACUCCAGCUGCUCUUGAACUUUCCUCCGUCGCCACUCGCGAUCCAGCUCUCUAUGUUCUCUUGAAACAAAUCACCCAACUUGUGCAAAGAUACCAAGAGUCCCUCCCAGCCCACCAAUGGAAUGACAUCGUUCUACCCGGUGUUCAGAUCGAGAGAGUUGGCGUCAGCAAACUUAUGACAUACUUCGAGGACUAUUUGGUGAAUCUUAACAAUGCUGGAAUUCAGGGUACGUGGGAAAAUUUGGUUAAGGAUUAUCAGCAACAACAACAGCAGAAGAAGGGACAAGAGACACAACAGGGGGAAACUGGUUUGAACAUCAAGGGUCUGCUCAAGAGGCUCAAUCACUUGCCGUAUGAGUUGGAAAUUGUUGCUCAGAGUCAGCAGAAUAUUCCUAAUGCUGUUGUUCGCGUGUUCAUUGGACCGAAAUUCACUCAUGAGGGUCUCCCAAUUGAUAUCAAUGCUAAUCGAGAGGAUUUCGUCGAGUUGGAUCAAUGGAUCGUUGAUCUUACUACUGGACAAAACGUCAUCACUAGAAAAUCUCGCCACUCAUCCAUCCAGGGCAUUGAUCAUCCAUCAGUUGACGAAAUGAUCCCAACUAUCGAAAGAGCCAUGCAAUCCCAACAGCCGUUGUAUACCAUAAAGCCACAGCAACUCCUCAGCUUCCCUGCCAGGCUCUCCCUACCAAAGGGCUCAUACGGCGGUAACCAAUUCCAAAUUCUCGUUGUCAUCUCAGCUGGUCAAAAGCCCCUCCAAUAUGGACCAAUCACUCCCUACUCUGUCAACUCCUUCCACAGUAACCAAUGGCAAACAGUGAAUGCCGAUCAGUACGAACAAAUGAUCGCACAACCAACAAAGGACCAAACAUUAGUGGAUGUUGUUCCCGAUUUUACAGUCUUGGGAGGCGGUAUCAAUCAAGGCAAAUGGCAAUGGACCAACCUCUACAACCGUUACCAGGGAUACUACUCACAACCUCAAUGGCGUCACACUCUUCAGAACCAACAAUGGCAAGGAGUGAGACAAGGACAAACCUGGGGAGUUCAAGGUCAAGGCAUCCAAGGACAAACUUUGGGAGUUCAAGGCCAAGGCAUCCAAGGACAAACUUUGGGAGUUCAAGGUCAAGGCAUCCAAGGACAAACCUGGGGAGUUCAAGGACAAGUUCCUCAAGGACAAAACUGGGGAGUUCAAGGUCAAGGCGUUCAAGGACAGAACUGGGGAGUUCAAGGUCAAGGCGUUCAAGGACAAACCUGGGGAGUACAAGGUCAAGGCGUUCAAGGACAAACCUGGGGAGUACAAGGAAUUCAAGGACAAGGAAUUCGAGGACAAGGAGUCCAAGGUCAAGGAGUUCAAGGUCUAGAAUGGAACACCACUGGUGUUGAAGGACAAGAUGAUGAGCAAAACACACAAAGGAGUGGACAAAUUGUUGAGAAAUACUACAACAAUCUUCCAAUUUCUCAAGUAAUUGGUGGAGCAAUUUCUCUUGAUGGAAAACCAUUCGGAUGGCCAUUGGACAGGCCAAUUGCACCAAGUGCAUGGAGUGUACCAAAUGUAUUCGCUCGCGAUGUUGUCAUUUACCAUCAAGAUGUUCCAGUCACGACUGUACCAAGGACACUGAAUUAUUAAUCCUUCUGCAUACACGACUAUUCUUCUAUAACUCCUACUUUUAAUCACGAUAUUUAUUAUAUUGACAUGUGCUUAUUUUUUUAAUUCUUAUUAUUGUUUUAUUAAUUUUGUAUACGAUUGGGUUAUGCGACUGAACUGCAAGUUUUUUUGUAUUUAAAGUAUAAUAAUGAUAAAAUAAAUUUUUUUAAGAACAGUGAA
Molecule: messenger RNA, 3044 nt
Organism: Leptopilina heterotoma
Lineage: Eukaryota; Metazoa; Arthropoda; Insecta; Hymenoptera; Figitidae
Product: hexamerin-like
Exons: 7
Coding region: 42-2846 (934 amino acids)
Source: RefSeq, a predicted model, not a curated record